Molecule: messenger RNA, 594 nt
Organism: Saxophila tyrrhenica
Lineage: Eukaryota; Fungi; Ascomycota; Dothideomycetes; Mycosphaerellales; Extremaceae
Exons: 2
Coding region: 1-594 (197 amino acids)
Source: RefSeq, a predicted model, not a curated record
AUGGCCACGGCGCCAGUACUCGUGCGCCAUCCAACCCAGUCUCUCCCUCCAGUCGCAUCUUUCGCAUUCGCGGACAUCCUACGUACAGCAGACGGCCCCGAGCUACAGAAAGCAAUAGACGGCAUUGCCGAGAUCGCUGCAAAGAAUCGAAUGAGUCUGGCGGACGAGUACGCAUCACACAUGCCUCCGCUUGGUACGAUUACUGCGACGAAUUCAUCGAUUGUCCGAACGCAGCUGGGAAGACCUGGUAUGCGAAGAGCUCUUACCAGCGUGCCCGAAGCGAGCUCUGGUAGCAGCGAGGAUAGCCACCGCAGCAAGAAGCAGCGAACUGGACUGUUUAGCUUCAAGCGCGAGCAAGCUGUCCAGAGCAAUCCUUUGAGGGUCAUACGUAUUGGAAGCAUGGGCCGGACGAUCUCUGUCGGAAGCACUAUCGCCCUCACUACAGCGCUCCAGGAUGCUCCCGAUACAGUCUUUGAUGCUGCUGGAGUAGACUCUCCGCCGCGGGCUGGGACCACAGCCUCACGGCGACCAAGCGACGCGGCAUCCUCGCUGCAGCGCCUUCUUGGCCAAAAUCAGCAAUUGCAGAAUGGCUGA